ACGUCAUGGGCGGAGUUUAGUUGAAGAUCGAAUUCGGAUUCGGUUGGCGGGCGCGGCCAUCUUGGUGAAUUAGUGACCUGGCGAUUCGGUUUUAGUUAGUGAAAAAUCAUUUGUCAUCCACAAUGUCGGAAAGGGAAGAUAAUGUGUAUAAAGCUAAGUUAGCCGAGCAGGCUGAGCGCUAUGACGAAAUGGUGGAGGCGAUGAAAAACGUAGCCUCACGCAACGUGUCCGACAAUGAACUUACAGUGGAGGAGAGGAACCUACUCUCCGUCGCCUACAAAAAUGUGAUAGGUGCCCGCCGCGCCUCGUGGCGGAUCAUAUCCUCCAUCGAACAGAAGGAGGAAACCAAGGGGGCGGAAGACAAGCUUAACAUGAUCAGGGCGUACCGCAGCCAGGUAGAGAAGGAGCUCCGCGACAUCUGCUCAGACAUCCUCGGCGUCCUGGACAAACACCUCAUACCCAGCUCACAGACCGGCGAGUCCAAAGUCUUCUAUUACAAAAUGAAGGGCGACUACCACCGAUACCUGGCCGAGUUCGCGACCGGCAACGACCGCAAGGAGGCGGCCGAGAACUCGCUGGUCGCGUACAAGGCCGCCUCCGACAUCGCCAUGACGGAACUGCCCCCAACCCACCCCAUACGUCUCGGCCUCGCGCUUAACUUCUCAGUAUUCUAUUACGAAAUCCUGAACAGUCCGGACCGCGCGUGUCGGCUGGCGAAGGCGGCGUUCGACGACGCCAUCGCCGAGCUCGACACGCUGUCGGAGGAGAGCUACAAGGACUCCACGCUCAUCAUGCAGCUGCUGCGGGACAACCUCACGCUGUGGACCUCCGACAUGCAGGGCGACGGCGAGUCCGGUGAAACGGAACAAAAGGAACAGCCGCAGGAUGUGGAAGAUCAGGAUGUGUCGUAAUACUUUUUAACAUUCUAUUUAAAUAUAAUAAAAAAAAUAACUAUAGUAUCACGUAAGACCCAGCCCCCAAUGACAACCGGUUGUAUGGUACUCCUCCACACAUCUCGCCCCCCGACGUAAAUUGUCAGUUCUAGCCCGAUGUACUCACUAUUGUAUACAUGAUAACGUUUCGUUUAUGUAUCGUGGCAAAUUAUCUACCAGUUAUAUACAUUCAUGUACUUCUUUUGAUAUAUUUGUUUUCAAUUACGAAAAAAAAAUAAUGUUUAAGAAAAACGUACUUUGGUAUUGCAUUUUAACUGUAUGUUGUAUGAUGUAUUUUCAUAACUGUAACCAGUCGAUGAUCUCUCGCCUAGAGCACUGCGUCUAGCUCACUUCCGACUUCCGUGCGGCUACUUCUUAACGUGGGAAUUGUAAAUUUUCUAAGUAUUUUAUACCGUGUGUAAAAUUAAUGUAUUUAAAAACUCUGUUGAUACUUGAAACAAGCACCGUAGCGUCGAGGAUGUUUAAUGAGAUAUACAAACAAUAUAACGAUAUAAUAGUUGAUACAUUAGCGAGUUGCGUAUCGAUAGUUUACUUUGUAAUCGCAUCUCCGUGUUGAUUCGGUCUGCACAAAUAGUAGUUUUAUACAAUGGACGUUUAAUCUCGUGGCUAGGUUGUUGUUGAGACUGUCGCUAGUGCUAGGCAGUCUGCAGGCCGGCCAGUCUUCCGCGCCCUCGCUGCAUUUGUAUACAUUUGAAUCAUUUAUUGAUAUAUUUUAAACGAUAAACGUAACAUUAUUAGGGUGGUAAUGAGUAGUAACUUGCAAUAUUUAGCUAAGUGAUAGCGGCGUCACCCAGUCGGUGUUUGUGUAUCUAUCGUAUGUAUCGUACAUGUAUGUAUUUAUUGCAAACGGAUAAGUUGUGUAACUGUGACUACUGUGUAGUACACUCGCGAGUCCUCACUCCGUGCUGAGCUUACAUACAGAACACGUGUCGGCGUACCCGCGCUUCCUUCGUAUUACAACAUUUGGAGUAUUCACAUUUGAAUUGCUUUAAUUACUUACGAGUAUUGUGAUAGAGAUUUUGUAUAUUUUAAUUUAUUUUUUUUAAUUUCGCAAGUUCUCGAAAAUUGCUGUAGCGCUACAUCUCUUACGAUUUACAGGACAAACAGUAGUUCUAAAAGUUGUGCUAGGUUAAGGUAAUGCACUUGGGGAAAUUAUUUAUUUGAUGGUUGUCGCGGCGGCCGUGACCGCGACUGAUGCUACUCGAAGACAUUCCAUCUUCACGAUACCUGUUAACUAUAUCUGGCCGAUGUUCGCUGAACUCCAAAUUGUAGUGUGGCAUAGCGGCGUGGAGCAAGUGCGUGCCCGAGUAAGAUAUUAGCGUUAUUUUUAUUUGAAUUUGUAAUAUUGCAUAUAUUUUGUUAAUUUAUCCACAAAAAUACUAAUGCAAUUAGCCUUAGUGUUAUGCAAUAUUGAUUUAUGUCCUACCAACUACAUGGAAAUUUAUUGUAAAUGACAGUGUAAAUCUAAUAAUAAAAAUUCAAAAGUCCA
Helicoverpa zea (corn earworm) is the source of this 2442-nucleotide messenger RNA. RefSeq names its product 14-3-3 protein epsilon (gene 14-3-3epsilon). The record is from RefSeq and is a predicted model, not a curated record. Gene Ontology annotation, biological process: signal transduction. Gene Ontology annotation, cellular component: cytoplasm. The transcript has 6 exons. Lineage: Eukaryota; Metazoa; Arthropoda; Insecta; Lepidoptera; Noctuidae. The coding region runs from base 123 to 911 and encodes 262 amino acids.